AUGUUCGGUGCCUACGUCUUCGACGACAACGCUGCUACAUACGGCGUCACAGCACGCGAUGCAGAUUAUGAAGUGGAGCUGAUGGACGGACUCCCGGCUUUCAUCUUGAACGCGCUGAUGCAGUGCCCUGACGUGAUGGAAGGCAGCAGACAUUGCGAUGCGGAAGAGACUGAGGAACAGACGUGGGAGCAAGCGUUGCUCGUGGUGGUUGUGGACGGUGAGGCAUGUGAGGAUGGGGGCAAGUCGGUUGAUGUUGGACUUAACGUAGUGCUCUAG
Messenger RNA from Pyrenophora tritici-repentis Pt-1C-BFP, 276 nucleotides. RefSeq lists its product as uncharacterized. Lineage: Eukaryota; Fungi; Ascomycota; Dothideomycetes; Pleosporales; Pleosporaceae. The record is from RefSeq and is a predicted model, not a curated record.